Messenger RNA from Dimorphilus gyrociliatus, 2068 nucleotides. The record is from the annotation of a GenBank genome assembly. Lineage: Eukaryota; Metazoa; Annelida; Polychaeta; Dinophilidae.
UAUGAAUAUUCUUCAUUCUUUCUCAAUUCUACUCAAUUUCAAAGGAUGGCGUAAAGUUUUACGUAGCUACAAAUACGAUACAGAAAUAGUAGGAGAUCGGAGGUCGGAUGAUAUCUACCACGUUCUAAUAGAAUGUAAGACAAAUGUUCGGGGUUGUAUAUUUAUUGAUAAUAUCCAAUGGGUUAAGGAAAGACAGAAACGAUUUAGGACACCGUAUAAUCCUGGAAUAAGAGGUUAUUAUUCGGAUGAGGAUAGGGCAAAAGAACAAUUUGCUUCCUGGUCUAUACCAUUAGAAGAAGCUUGUAAAAACGAUUUAGAUAGUUUGUUUAUUAUUAAAGGGAAACUAUUACCCAUUUUAAGCGGUAAAAUGGCCCCAUCUAAGCAAUUAGUUGAUGAACAAAUUGCUAAUUUUGCUAAAUACAAGAUAAAAGAGACGGCAGAUGGACUUUGCGGCAAGAGAAUAACGGGCGAUAACUUGAAUGAAAUUCAAAAAAUCUUGUCAAUAUUCUCAAAAUAUAUCUAUCACACGAAUGAUAAAAAUAUCUUAAAUAGAUUUGUUGUAUUAGCAAAGCAUAUUCUAGAUCAAGGCGUUGCUUAUGGGAGUCAUAAUAGGUUUAGUAGUGAUAUUAAAUUUGCAUACUCUUUCAGAGACUUCGCCCCAGCUAUUUGCUUAAUUGCCGAUAAACUUACAGAAGAGUUAAGAACUAAACUAUCCGAUAUGCUGUAUUGGAUUCACGAACAUAUAGGAAUAAGAGAUCCGCAUAGUUAUUCUAAUAUAAGUACAGAUAAAAUCUACGUUGGUUGCGUGCAAUUAAUAACGAAAAAUGUUUUCCUAUAUGAAACGAAUGAAGAAAGAAUUCGGGCAAUGAAAUUAACAAAGGUUUAUUUUGAAAAGUUUCUCAUUAAGUCUAAAGGAAGAUGCGAUGGUUUUAAAGUUGACAAUACGUGCUUUCACCAUUCUACUUUCUAUCCUCAUUAUUUAUAUGCCUUAAAGGAAUUAAUUAAUGCUCUUGAUACACUAAAAUCAACAAACUUCCAAAUAAAACCCACAGGCUAUGAACAAUUAAAGAAAACUGUAUAUUUAAUACUAGUGUUAUGCGUUAAUGAGAAAUUCUCGAAUGGUCUUUGCGGACGUUAUCCUUUCAAUGCCUAUCAAAUAUUACCAGGAUGGUCUAUAAAGCGUUUGGUCUAUUUAAGAGGAGACAUCUAUGGAGAUAAUCAAUUUGAUAGAGAAUUAGCGAUGGCCUAUAAUAAUCUUACCUUGACAAAUAAUAGCUUUCCAUUUCUCAAGUAUAGACCAGAAGAAGGAUUUUGGCAAGUAAAUUACGGACCUUUGGCUAUCUAUAGGAAAGACGAUUGGGCGAUUACAAUUAAAGGCCUAACCUCAAAACUAUGGGGUGCGGAAAUCUAUCCCAACGAGAACAGAUUUGGUAAAUAUCAAAGUUACGGUUCUAUAGAUCUACGAUAUAUAAAUAGAGAGAAUGGACAUUCUAUAGAAGGUUUCAAUUGGAAUUUUGUACCAGGAACAACAACAAAAGUGUUACCAUUUCAUCAAUUAAAUCCAAAUAGUCAGAGAUACGAUGAAUAUCUAUAUAAAGAUUACGACUUUGUUGGCUCGUUAAGAUUUAAAUCAAUAGGAAAUAGUAUUCUGGGUAGGGUAGAUCAACACGGAGAAGUUGGUAUGUUCGCAAUGGAUUUUCGUCAAAAUGAAGGGGAAAAUUAUGAGAAAAAUGACUAUUUUACAUUUAGAAAGAGCGUAAUUGCAAUUGACGGAAAGAUUUUCGUAGUUGUAACAAAUUUAUAUUUUAAGCACAAUCAUCAAUUGGUAACGACAAUUUUUCAAUUGGAUUUAAAUGGCGAAAAUGUGAUAGUAAAUGAUGAAAAAUUAAAGAAAGAAUGGAAUGGAGAAGGAUAUUGGAUUUUAGAUAAUUUCUCAACUGGAUAUAUUCUUUCCGAAGGUAAUCAUUUAUGCGUAAAACAUUCAGAACAAAUUUCACCGCAUCAUUCCGGUAAUGAAGAAGAAGAAGAAGAAGAAGAAGAAGAAGAAGAAAAUGAUGAAGAUUCUUAA